Messenger RNA from Eurytemora carolleeae, 809 nucleotides. RefSeq lists its product as uncharacterized. The record is from RefSeq and is a predicted model, not a curated record. NCBI's taxonomy places the organism in Eukaryota, Metazoa, Arthropoda, Copepoda, Calanoida, Temoridae. Bases 25 to 642 code for a protein of 205 amino acids. The transcript is spliced from 7 exons.
UCUAGCUUUUUAUCAGUUCUCAAAAUGAAUACUUUCUUUCAAUUGCUCGCUGCUCUUCUUCUUGUAAACAUUGCAGCUGCUCAGGAUGGUCCUCGACCUCUGUUCAACCUGCUGAAGAAUCUGGCCUCCAGGGGAGAAUCCUCUCCUAUUGAAGAUUUCCAGAACCUUGUCACCAUCAGGAAAACGAUGAAAAAGAUGCUUGGUAACUGUUAUGAUUUCUCUACAAUGAAGGAAGCAGUGAAAACAUGCAAUGGCGGAGAAAUUUCUCUAGAAAAUAUUAUUAGUGGAGAAAUCACUCCGGAGGUUAUUGAAAAUAUAAAGGAGAAAGUAAAGGAACGAAAGAAUGAGGAUCUAAGCUGUGUAGCUGGAGAACUAGGUAUUCUAGUUGACGGUCAGCUGGAUUCUCAAGCAGUUCAAGGAUAUAUCAAGGAAACCGUGAUCAAGGAGGAUGUAGAGACUAUCCUGCUCCAGAAAAUGGAAGAGUGCUUUGACCAACUCAAUAACUGUCAGUUUGCAGAGGAAGAUGGGAACAUGAAGAAGAACAAAAUGUUUAUGAGCUGUAUGAAAGGAAGCAUGGCCAAGGCUUGUAUGCUCUCCACUGUUAAGGAAACCCUCGGAGAAGAAGUAGAUUUUGACAUCUAGAUAUUUAGAUUCUUUCUAAAUACUAAAAAGUAAUCAGAAAGGCUUAAUUGGACAUACAGAAGAAACUUACUGAUGGACUACAACUUAGCUUUUUGUAAAUAUAUAGAUUUUAUUUGCUUUCAAACUUUAUUUCAAUAAACAAUAUUCGAAUAAAUCUUUUGUUCCUU